This is a messenger RNA of Daphnia pulicaria, 1954 nucleotides long. RefSeq names its product putative phospholipase B-like 2 (gene lama). Gene Ontology annotation, cellular component: extracellular region. The transcript is spliced from 7 exons. Lineage: Eukaryota; Metazoa; Arthropoda; Branchiopoda; Diplostraca; Daphniidae. Gene Ontology annotation, molecular function: glycerophospholipase activity. Gene Ontology annotation, biological process: phospholipid catabolic process. Bases 113 to 1813 code for a protein of 566 amino acids. The record is from RefSeq and is a predicted model, not a curated record.
ACGACGGAUUUUCUGAGGGGGGCGUUUCAACAUAGAAGAGAAAAGAAGAAUAUACAAGCUGCAUUUCUAUUUUCUAAUUUUCCAAGUAGUUGAUCCGUGUCACUCGACGAAGAUGAACAGGUUUCAUCUUGCCUGCUUGAUGGUGAGCUUGCAGCUCAUCUGUAUCCAAUCUGUUCAAGUUAGCCAAGCGCCAGAGUCGAAAACAGCCUUUGCUGUGUUUGAUGAAAGCAAUGAAGAAUUUGUAAUCGUCCACCACGAACCACCUCGCGACAAAUAUGUUGCUGGGGCCAAAUUUACCAACGCCAUCAAUCAGACAGGGUGGGCUAAUUUUGAAGUCUGGACCAAUGGCAAUUUCCCAGAUUCUGUCCAGUCUAAGGCAGCCGGUUUCCUUGAAGGCUAUCUUACUCACGAGCUCAUUUAUUUCUCGUACUUGAACACGCUGCAAGAUUACUGCAAGGGUCGAGAUGGCUACUGCAGCAAGCUGCGAACCUUUUUGGCCACCAACACCAAAUGGGUUAACAAGAUGUACACCAAGCUCAGAAACACAAGCCCAUUCUGGCAUCAGGUGGGUUUGUUCUAUGAACAAAUGGAAGGCUUGGCAGCAGGCUGGGAAAAAGCAGCAGUGAAUACUGGCCAUUCAAUGGGCACUUAUGGUUUUAUGUGGUUCAAUAUUUUUGGUGAUAUGGAAGAGUUUGAGCAAAUGUUUGCCCCGCAAAAAGCAGGGAAAGAUUGGCGACUCAAUAAAAUUGGCCGACGCCACAUGUUUGCAUCGUGUUCUGCCUUAAUUAAAGUACUUCCAGACGCAUCUGACAUUUACACUUCGCACGUGACAUGGAACGGCUACGAAUCGAUGAUCAGGAUUUUGAAAAAGUAUAGCUUUGAGGUUCAUCGAACGGCAGCUGAAGAUUCGGCGGUUAUUCCAGGCCACUCCAUGUCGUUUUCUUCGUACCCGGGCCUAUUGUAUUCGGGAGACGACUUCAGCGUCAUCUCUUCUGGUCUUGUUUCCAUGGAAACUACAAUCGGAAACAACAAUGUGGAGUUAUUCAAGUACAUCAAACCUACUGGCCAAGUUCUUGAAGGAGUCCGAUCGAUGGUCGCCAAUCGUCUCGCCUCAAGCGGGAAAGAAUGGACCGAAGUCUUUAGCCGUCACAACAGCGGCACAUACAACAACCAGUGGAUGAUUGUCGAUUACAAACUUUUCAAGCCUUUCAAACCCCUUCGUGACGGCCUCUUUUGGGUGCUGGAACAAUUACCGACCCUGAUCGAAUCUCGCGAUGCCACCGACGUUUUGAGAUCGCAAUCGUUUUGGCCGUCGUACAACAGCCCUUAUUUCCCUACAAUUUUCAAUCUGUCUGGGGUACCGGCACUGGUGGAACAGUACGGUGAUUGGUUCACAUACGACAAAACUCCUCGCGCGCUCAUUUUCAAUCGCGAUCAAUCCAAAAUCACAGACAUGGACUCGAUGAUCCGUAUGAUGCGGUACAACGAUUACCGCAACGACCCGCUUUCUCGGUGUGAGAAGUGCGAGCCGAAAUAUUCCGGAGAGAACGCCAUCUCGGCUCGAAACGAUUUGAAUCCAGCCAACGGCACUUACCCAUUUCACGCGCUCAGUCACCGCUCUCACGGCGCCACCGACUGCAAGGUCACCUCGCAUCAGCUCAUGACUUCGCUUGACUUUAUCGCCGUCGGUGGUCCCACCUUCGACUCGCUCCCGGCCUUUCGCUGGAGCGAAUCUGAUUUCGUCAACAUGUCCCACAUCGGCCAUCCCGAUCUAUGGAAGUUCGAACCAGUUCAGACCGAGUGGACACUCUAAAACAAGAAAAAACCGCUGAUGUAUAUCCUCAUAUUCCCAAAUGCAUACUACGAUUUCUAUUUCUAAGAAUACUCUUUAUCCUGUCCUGUCUUGUCUGCCGGUCAGUUUCUAUUUACGGAAAGUACACACGUUUCCCGUAUA